AGAGCGGAAUGGAGCGUGGCCGUGGCCAGGCGGGCGGGCAGCGGUGCGACUCUCGUUUUCCAAGUCCGACAGCCUCCCCGCCCCGCGUGGCCGCCUCGACGCUCGCACGUCCUGCUUGCUCGCCUUUCUCCGUCGUCCUUGUCUCCGUUCUCCGUUCUCUGUCUCCGUCGCACUCACACACUCACACGCUUGCCUUCGCAACUUAGAGGCCACUCGCCGCGCCUCUGCCCUUGUCAUUAUUACGCAGCAUACAAUCCACGCUCACUCCCGCUUCACGCCCAACUAUGCCAAUCCAAUGAGCUCGUCCGCAGCAGCAACAGCCACACACCCUCAUCACCGCCCCUCGCAUGACGACGACGAAGCCCUCGAAUCCCUCGAAGCUGGCCCUUCCUCCUCCUCUUCCUCACCACAACCACCACGCAAGACGCGCCGUACACACGCACGACGUUCCUGCUUAGCCUGUCGAACGCGCAAGGCGCGAUGCGAGCUGCCAGACCUCAAUGUGCCCUCGUCCCACGAUGGAUUGCCCUCCCACUUGAAGUGUCACAGGUGCAAGGCAUUGGGGACCGAGUGCGUCGUGUGGGAUGGUGAUCGCAAAGCUAAAGAGGGAAAGACGCCGCGAUAUGGUCCCCCACCGGCGCCAACGACGACGACGAGUAGUGGUGGUGAGGGUGAAAAGGUGGCCAAAGUGGAAGCUGCCGACGGGGAAAAGUCGGCGCACGCGCAGGGUCAGAGCGAACAGGCGCGACCACCGCGUAGAGGACCCAGACCAAUCGUAGCUGGAAGGCGACUGGUAGUCACGCCAGCAGAAGUGGCAGAUACUCUUUCGUGGGAUGCAGAGCAGGCAAAGCGACGUGCAGAGGCAGAUGCCAGGGCAGCAGAAGCUUCAUUGGACGCCGAAGCAUCACACGCGCACAAGCGUCCUCGCGAUCAAGAAGAAGACGAGGAAGACGAGAACGCCGGUCACGAUGCUCCUUCGCCACACUCGUCGUCCCCCCCACGCGGCGAAGACAUCCGUUCCUUCGACUAUCGCAAGAAGCUCGCAAACGCAAUGGACCGCAAUGGGGCGCAGGUGUGCGAGAUCAUAUACAAGUCUCCGCUCUACCCUGCGCGCUCCACCAAAUACACCAGCACGGCCUCGUCACACGUUCCUCCCAUGGGACCCAACCCUGCGCUAGACUCAUCCCGCCUCUACGACUUUGUGUUAGCCAACCCCUUUCUCGACGACUCGCUGCUGCGAAAGGGCAGACACGAGCUGCCGGCUGCCACACUCUACCUUAAACAAGUAACAGCCUACAUCUGUGAACGCCCGCACCACGAACUCACCCUGCUCGGCGCAUUGAUCCAACGUACCCUCUGCCACGUCAUGUUCCAAACGCGUAGCCGCGACGUCUGUCAAGCGCUCCUCCUAAUGGCAACCUACGAGCCCCUAGACCUAAUCCUACCGCGCCCCUCCGAAGACCUAGACGAGACAAUCGACCAUGCGCCAGGUAAUUGCCUCUACCUCGGCGCAAUGAAUAUUGCCCUCUCCCUAGGCCUGGACCAAUGCAUCUUCAAAAUGUGUAGCGGACCACGCGCCCUCACCUCCUCCUCUCCCCUCUCGGAGCGCCUCGAUCGACUGCGCGAGGCCGCCUUGUGGCUCUCCCUCUCCAACUUUGGUGUCCUCUGCGCUUGGAGCUCGGUCAACCCCAAUCUACCGAGUCCCGCCCCCUCGCUGGUGGAUAUCGAAGCUUUCGCCACCAAUAUCCACCCUUUACUCCGUCACCCCUCCACAGCUCACCUCGCCGCCCCGCUAACAGCCCUCGCUCUGCGCUCCAAGUUCUUCUACCGGAUCCGCACAUUCUGGUCCGACUUGCGGCGCCUAGAGAUGAGCGAACCAAGCGAUAUUGAGCCAGCUAUGGCGCUUGUGGGGUGCAUGGUGCGCGACGUGAGAGGCAUGGACCAGCAAGAGGCAAAAGAGAUACGUGCCAAGUUCCCGCCCGAGCAGGUCGCGAGGUUAAGCCCUGUUCUUGCGUGGAAUCGCUUGGAGAGGUUGGAUAAUGUGGCGAGCUUGUGCACGAGGUUGAUCUUCAUGUUCAUCGCUGUCAUUAAUGGCGCAGCCUCUAGCGCAGGAGGGGCAGGCGCGGGCGGGGGAGGUGGAGCAGCGGGUCCGGCUAGUCUGUCCGACCUCCAUACGUCGCGACUAAGCAUGUUCGAAGGAUGGCACUCCAGCUCCCUCAAGACGCGAGAGGCUGCCGGUGUCUUGUGGGGCUAUAUCCAGGAGUCAUGCGAGGCCAUCCUAGAAGAGGCUGGGCGGUUCGUUCCCCCUGCGCCCACCCGCCCGGCGGAGGGGCAGAGCGCAGGCAACGGGAAUGGGGAGCACCACCCCUCCUUCCCGCUGCACAUCGUAAGCCCCAUCGGCCUCUCCUCCUGCAUCUUCGGAGCGGCCAAGAUGCUCGUGGGCCAUAGUGCAGCCAUCAACUUCGGGUAUGGCUCGCUCCAUCACAAUGUCGAUCACCAGGUCGGGAUCAUGCGCGGCGCAAUUGCUACACUUGCGCGCUUCGACCGAGGAGACUCCCUCAGCUUGCCCGCUUUGAUGGUCAUGAUAUGUAAGGAGUUGGUGGUGCGCUAUGAAGCGUUGAUUCGGGCUGGGAAGAGGGAGAGAAGGGGCAAAGAGUGGGUGGAUAGUCUGCCCAGGGAGGCACCGAGGAGGUGGAGGGAGGAGAGGGAGAGGAGGGAGGUGCAGGUUGAGGUGGAGCGCGAGCGCGAGCGCGAGAGGGAGAGGGAGCGAGAGAAGGCGAGAAGAUUGGCGCAAAAGCCUGCUGCGACGACGACGACUGCGGCGAGGAGGGCGGAACGGGAGAGGGAGCAGGGCAGCGCGGCAGGGACAGCGGUAGGGCAGGGCACUGUACACUCUGCGGGGACCGGAGCAGGCGUCGCCUCUGCAGGAGCGGGCAGUGCGCUCCGAGGUUGGGACGUUGGGAUGGCCAGCAAAGACCCUGCCGUGGGUUCUCGGGGCUGCCCGUAUUCUCCACAAGCACACACCGGACACGCAAAGCCGCAGCAGCGCGGGCACGAUGGCAGUGGCGCUCCUCUGCACUCCCACGCUACGCCAGGACACUCGCGUCCCUCACCCUCGCGCCAAUACCUUCCGCAACACAGCCAGCACCACACCCAGCACUACGCCGCCGCCGCGAGUGGGAAUGGCCCUCUCUCCACGUCGUCCCCUUCACACUCCACCAGCUCAGCGCCCAGCUCACCCUUCGGUCCGCUGGGCCAUCCCCCCACCUUGCCCCGGCCUGCAUCCAUGGGUCGCAGUGGUGGCGGUGGUGGUGGCCCCGUUUCCGGUGCUGGUCUUCCCUCCCCCUCCCCCUCGCUGGGCGUGGGCAUGGGAAUGGCAAUCGGAGGCGCAGGAUCGCAUCACCCAUCUCACUACUCGAGCGGGAUGGGUUUCGCUAUGCCCUUCGGCGCAGCAGGAGGUGGGGGGGCCGUUUCGACCUCAACGACCUCUUCAGCUUCUCCGGCAGGGGCGAGCCCGCAGCAACAUCAACAGCAGAUGAUGAUGCAGCAGCAGGCGCAGGCGCAAGCGCAGACGCAACAGGGACAGCAGCAGGGCUACCCGUCCUCGUCUUCGUACGGCAAUGUGACCCAUCUCACCUCCAAUGCAAACGGCGGCGCCGGCGGAGCACAAGGACAUGGGCACGCCUACUCCCCUCCCGCCCCACUAGGCAUGUCCUCAUAUCCCGCCCACGUCAGCGCCGACGGCAACGGCAAUGGCCAUGGCCCCGCUGCGGGGAUGAGCGGCUCUCCCUCUACGUCAGGUUUCGCAGGGACAUCAACGCCCACUCCCUCUUCUUCGCACUCGCACUCGCACUCGCACUCCUACUCUCACUCCACGCCGCAAUCCCAACCUCAACCGCAACCGCAAUCGCACCCGCAGCCACAAGCGCCAGGCAUCCCCUUCAGCGUAAGCGAGUACGAUGUAGCGCUGGGCAACCUGUUCAACCAAGACUUGGGCGACCUGAUAAGUAUCGAUUUGACCAUGUUGCUUGGUCAGGGGGAGGGGGGCGCGCCACCGGCACCGGCACCGCCGGCAGGAGCAGCAGCGGGAGGGGUGGGGAACGAGAAUCCCUCCCUCGCGCAGACGUACGGACAGACACAACCGCAAGCGCAGCCGCAGCCGCAGUACUCCCCACCGGCACCACCACCAACGGCGCCGACGAAUUAUCACCAUGCGUACGGGCAGGGCGGUUAUGCGCAGCAGCAGCAGCAGCAUUCGGCGUAUGGAGCUGGUAUGGUGCAGCAGCAGCAUUCGCAGGGGGAUGGCCUGCAUCAGCAUCACCACGCUCAGGGGCAAGGCCACGGCCAGGGCCAGGGCCACGCGGGAAUGCCGCCUCAUCUUCGACCGUAUUAAUUCAUGUCGCAACUGCGGGACGAGGCAGGAUGAGGCGACUAGCGGCCACGCGAGCCAUCUAUCCCAUGCUGGGCAUCUCAACUGUACCCCUUCCACUCAAGCCUUGCUCGCCCGACGCGCAAGCGCACCUGCACCGGCACUCG
This is a messenger RNA of Jaminaea rosea, 4536 nucleotides long. RefSeq lists its product as hypothetical. Gene Ontology annotation, biological process: regulation of DNA-templated transcription. Gene Ontology annotation, molecular function: zinc ion binding; DNA-binding transcription factor activity, RNA polymerase II-specific. Lineage: Eukaryota; Fungi; Basidiomycota; Exobasidiomycetes; Microstromatales. Bases 296 to 4393 code for a protein of 1365 amino acids. The transcript has a single exon. The record is from RefSeq and is a predicted model, not a curated record.